Molecule: messenger RNA, 8652 nt
Organism: Notechis scutatus (mainland tiger snake)
Lineage: Eukaryota; Metazoa; Chordata; Lepidosauria; Squamata; Elapidae
Source: RefSeq, a predicted model, not a curated record
CUCCCUCUGUUGCUUCGGGAGGGCGGAGACCGCACUUCACGUGUCCUGCCCGCGCGUCCACACGACCGGACCGCCCCCCUCUCCCCCGGGGCGUGGGGUCCGGCCGCGGAAGGGGCUCCAGAGAGCCGCGUUCUCCCCGCGGGCUCCAUCCGCCGCCCCGCCGCUCGGCAGAGCCAGCAUGUUCGCCGGCGCGCCCCUGUUGCUGGUUGCCCUGAGCCUGGCAGCGCGUCCCGUCUAUGGGGGUGGGAAGAAAUUUUACCAUGGACUCUGUGGGGGUCGCGAUUGUACAGCCGGCUGCAAGUGCUUCCCCGAGAAAGGUGCUCGGGGUCAACCAGGGCCAAUCGGGAACCAAGGAUCAAUGGGCAUUGAAGGCUUUACUGGACCAGAGGGAGUGAGAGGACUGAAAGGAGAGAGAGGUAUAACAGGACCUCCAGGUGCAGCUGGAAUGAAGGGAGACAAGGGCCCAGUGGGUGUUCCUGGAUUCCCUGGAAUUUAUGGAGUUCCAGGACACCCUGGUCAGCCAGGACCCAGAGGUCUUCCUGGUUUAGAUGGCUGUAAUGGUACCAUUGGAAGUCCUGGUACCUCUGGAUCAGAUGGAUUCCCUGGUCCCCAAGGACCACCGGGUCGUCCUGGUCCUAAAGGCCCCAAAGGUGAACCUGUCUAUGCCCCGGGAAUUUUUAAAGGAGUGAAGGGAGAAAGAGGUCUUCCUGGCCUGGAUGGUGCUUUUGGACCGAAAGGUUUUCCAGGUCAACCAGGGCCUGCUGGUCCCAUCGGGCUACCUGGAUUUCCGGGACCUCCAGGUUUCCCAGGACUCCCAGGACCUAUGGGCAGUACCGGUUUAAUUUUCCAUGGAGAAACAGGAGAAAAAGGAGAUGUUGGGCUGCCAGGACCAGCGGGACCUCCACCUUCCACGGGGACAGAAGAAUUUGUUGGGUUGACCAAAGGACAGCAAGGAGCAAAGGGAGUUCCUGGUGUCAAAGGAAUCCCAGGCCCACCAGGAGGUCCUGGAUUCCCGGGUUUCUGGAGCUUCGGAGAAAAGGGAGAAAAAGGCGUCCCCGGUUUACCAGGACCAAGGGGAGACAUGGGACUGAGAGGACCUGAUGGAAACAUAGGCAGAAAGGGAGUUCUGGGCAAAGCAGGAUUUCCUGGUUGGGAUGGUUCUCCAGGUGGAAAGGGUGAAUUUGGCGAUGUGGGUCCACCAGGCCCUUCAAUAAUUGUUGACAGAAAUGGUGCUGUCAUAUCAGGUCCCCCUGGAGACCCCGGCACACCAGGAACCCCUGGCCCUAGAGGAGAUGAGGGGAGUAUUGGUUUGAUAGGAUUUCCUGGGCAACCAGGACGUCCUCCAACCUUUCCAGGUCUCCCAGGUUCAGUAGGAGUCCCAGGGAUCCUAGGAUUUAAAGGUGACCGAGGAGACCCAGGAAAGACUACAGUUGGAUCUCCAGGCCUACCUGGGAAAGAUGGUGAUCCAGGGUUAUCCGGAGCUCCAGGGUUACCAGGUGUUUCAGAAACAAUACACACAGCAGGCGCAGUCUUUAGUGGUGAACCUGGGGUACCAGGUAUCCCUGGACCAAGGGGACCCCCAGGAAUCUUUGGCUUAAGAGGGUAUAAAGGGGAAGGUGGUGAUUGUGCCUGUGAUGGAGGAAUCACAAGAAUUGGCUUGCCAGGGGAGUCAGGCAGCCCUGGCCAACCUGGCAGACAAGGUGAUAUUGGGCCAAAAGGAUCCUUGGGAGAGCCAGGAAGUGGUUUACUAGGUCCCCCUGGACCACCAGGUUUCCAAGGUCAAUCUGGUCUUCCAGGCCUUAAAGGACAAAAGGGGGAACCGUCUUCAGACUCAGGCAGAGGACCUCGAGGAGAUCCAGGGAAUGCUGGACUCAGGGGUCCUUCGGGGAAACCUGGAACUCCUGGCAGGGAUGGCACGCAAGGUGCCCCAGGUCCACGUGGCCUUGCGGGUGAUGAUGGCUUUGGCUUCCCAGGGGACAAAGGUUUCCCUGGAUUACCUGGCUCAAGGGGGAAGCAGGGUGAGAUUGGCCUACCUGGCAUUGGUUUUCCGGGGCCAAAUGGACGUUUUGGACUUACGGGGGAUCCAGGGAUCAGUGGCAUCCCAGGACAACCUGGACCUCCAGGGCCACCAGGAGAAACUUUGCCCUGCAUAAUCCCUGGAACCAUUGGUCCACCUGGGCUUCCUGGACCUCCAGGGUUUCCAGGUUCCAAGGGUAGCAAAGGAUUUUCUGGUUUCCAAGGGCAGCCAGGUUUAAAUGGCUUAAAAGGAGAACCGGGCAUACCCGGGUUGGCUCGAUUCCCAGGAAUGCCGGGGUUUCCUGGCCCUCCUGGAGAUCCGGGUUCAAAAGGGCGACAAGGAGUUGACGGGGCGGAUGGACUGCCUGGUCCAGAAGGCUGUCCUGGUUUGGUUGGCCCAAAUGGAUCCCCCGGUGAUGUCUUUGGGGCUGAACCAGGGUCCCAAGGAGAACCUGGCUUACCUGGCUUACCCGGAGAUAAAGGCUUUCCUGGAGAUUUUGGCUUUCCUGGAACACCAGGUUUGGAUGGAAGGCCUGGCCUAUCGGGUAGAAAAGGAGGACGUGGGGAGCCGGGUCUUCCAGGUUUUGAUGGACUGCAAGGACCACCAGGAGCAGGAGGUCCAUUUGGCAUCAAAGGAAAACCAGGUCCCUUGGGAACAACCGGCCUUCCAGGAUCACAAGGCUGCCAAGGACCUCCCGGAACCAAAGGGCCAAGAGGAGAUGCUGGUUCACCAGGUCCUGCCGGCAUGAAAGGGUUCCCAGGGCUUGAUGGCCUGCCAGGACGGCCUGGAGAACAAGGGUUGCCUGGACCUCCAGGUCUCUGGGGCCCAAAAGGAACUUCAGGUUUUCAAGGCUCAAAAGGGGAAAAGGGUUCCGUGGGCGUGGUCGGUUUUCCUGGGAUGCCGGGGCCACCUGGGCGCUCUGGCGUGGAUGGCCUGAAGGGAACUUUUGGUGCACAAGGAAGAAACGGAAACCCCGGAUUCUCUGGCUUCCCUGGCUCCAAAGGGGACAGAGGUGUCCGUGGCCCUCCUGGACCUCCCAUUUUCAGACCCCCAGGCCUGGGCCUCAAACUCAAAGGGAACAGAGGAGAUCCUGGAUUGGUGGGACAGAGAGGAUUUCCAGGGCCAAGAGGGGAAAGAGGAGCCCCCGGUGUCCGGGGGCAGCCUGGGCUUCCAGGGAGAGCUGGAUCACCAGCUAGAGAGAAAGGACCGCCAGGAGACCCAGGUUUUCCAGGAACGUUUGGUUCUCCCGGGCUGUUGGGACAAAAGGGAUCUGGUGGCAUCUCAGGGUUUCCUGGAAUGCCUGGGAGAAGUGGUGCGGAAGGUAUACCUGGCUCCUCUGGCUCCCCAGGAAUUACCGGAUUGCGUGGUCCAAAAGGUGACCGAGGGGAAUCCCGAGGAAUUCCAGGUGGUGUGGGACCUAAGGGCCAACGAGGGGACCGAGGGUUUCAAGGUAUAGCAGGUAUCCAAGGAACAAGCGGUGACCCAGGAUAUCCAGGAGGUCUUGGACCAAAUGGGCAGAAGGGUUCACCAGGUUACCCUGGACAAGAAGGGCCACAAGGCUUUCCUGGAUCUGGUGGUUUGAGGGGCAACCCAGGUUUUCCAGGUAAUCCUGGGCAACGUGGGGCUCCAGGAUUUCCAGGAUCUCCUGGCACCGUAGGACCAAAAGGAUACCCAGGAUUCCCAGGACUGAGCGGUCUAAAUGGCUUACCGGGCACCAAAGGCUCUCCCGGAAAACAAGGCCUGAGUGAAAAUGGACUGCCUGGAUCAGCAGGAAUUCCAGGUGUCAAAGGUCAACGAGGUGACCCAGGUUUCCAGGGUGGAGCUCCUGGCUUUCGUGGAUCAAAAGGACCUACAGGAGAAAUGGGUCUUCCUGGAAGCCCAGGUGUCCCUGGUGUGCGAGGCCCCCCUGGCAUCUCUGUGCCUUCAAGGAUUCCUGGGAAGCCUGGUGAUGCGGGACGUCCUGGAGGAGAUGGGCUGCCAGGCUUCAAAGGACCUCGUGGACCACCAGGACCACCAGGACCAGCCUUCAAUCAAGGUGAUCGAGGUAAUCCAGGCCGCACUGGUCCUCCGGGCUUCUCAGGCCUCAAAGGCGAUGCAGGCAUCCCUGGACUUAACGGAAUCCCUGGCGCAUCAGGUUUCAAAGGAUUCAGAGGGGAUGCAGGUUUCAUGGGAAUGCCUGGGAAAGAUGGACUGCCAGGUGAUCCAGGUUUCCCUGGGCCAAAAGGCAAAGCAGGCCCUCCAGGUUCUCCUGGGCUGCAAGGAGCUACAGGCGUAACCCAACCACCAGAAGAGAUCAGAGUUCCUCCUGGCUUAAUAGGAUUGCCUGGAAAUAAUGGCAACCCUGGUUUAAAUGGAGACCCUGGCUUCCAGGGGCAAACUGGACCACAAGGUCCAAAAGGAAAAGCAGGCAUACCUGGCCAGAUGGGAUUUAAUGGCUUACCAGGUCCACCUGGUGUGGUAGGAGACCCAGGUUCCCCAGGAACUCCAGGGCUACCAGGGUUUGAAGGACGUCCUGGGAAUCCAGGCCUGGCUGGAUUGCCCGGGAUGCCAGGUCGUAGCAUUGGGGUUGGCUAUACCUUGGUGAAACAUAGCCAGUCGGAGCAGAUCCCACCCUGUCCGGUGGGCAUGAACAAACUCUGGGAAGGCUACAGUUUGCUGUAUGUGGAGGGCCAGGAGAAGUCCCACAAUCAAGACCUGGGUUUCGCUGGCUCCUGCCUGCCUCGCUUCAGCACCAUGCCUUUUAUUUAUUGCAACAUUGACGAAGUGUGCUACUACGCCAGCCGCAAUGAUAAAUCGUACUGGCUUUCCACCACCGCUCCGAUACCCAUGAUGCCCGUCAGCAGCUACCAAAUCGCCCAGUACAUCAGUCGCUGCUCGGUGUGCGAAGCACCAUCCCAAGCUGUGGCUGUGCACAGCCAGGACAUCACCAUUCCACAAUGUCCCGAAGGCUGGCGGAGUCUCUGGAUUGGCUACUCCUUCCUCAUGCACACGGCUCCCGAAGGCGGUGGCCAGUCCCUGGUCUCUCCCGGAUCCUGCCUAGAGGACUUCCGCGCCACGCCUUUCAUUGAGUGCAACGGUGCCCGGGGAACGUGCCAUUACUUUUCCAACAAGUACAGCUUUUGGCUGACCACGGUGGAGGUGAACCAUCAGUUUGCUGAGUCUCCCGUCUCCGAAACGCUGAAGGCGGGUCAGCUCCGGACACGGGUGGGACGGUGCCAAGUCUGCAUGAAAAAUUUGUAGCGAAGGCCGGGACGCAAGACCUUAUUCUUCUAAGACCAAGAAAUCAGCAUUUGUGUCCCAGCUGGGCAAUUGCCAUCUUCCCAAAUCUCCCCCAGAGCGCUCGUCUCCAUCAAAAUAUGGUGCUAUCUUUCCCCCUUGUUUUUAUCUUCCUGGCUACCUCAAAGCCCUUUUCUGCCUUCUCAACUGCCACAUUCACUGAUUUUCACAAGAUACACGGAUCUUGAGCAAAGAUUUCUUCUCAAGAUUAUGACUCUUAAGGUCUUUUCGUGUUAACGAUUCAAGACAAUGUCAGGAAUUUCACAAAUGUGUUUGCCUGCAUGCACACACUUAUAAUCAUUAUAUUCAUCUUAAGUUAGCUGCUUAUUUUAGGCCUAAAAAUAACUUAGUUGGCUGUCUAGAAGUGUUUCUGUUCUAUGAUCAAUGGUUAUGAUCAGAUUUGAAGGUUCAGGUUUGUGAAACAGUUAACAACAUUGAUCAAAGCUUGCCUAUUAAACAGUGAAGUGACAAUAAAAUAAAAGAAACUUGUUAGGAGAGGAAAAUAGUGGGAUUUUCAUCCAUAACACGAGGAACAGGCCUAUUAAAAGAAUGAUAAUGUGCAUCUUUUGAAGAUGAAGAAUUUUUAUAGGGAUGGUGCAAUUUGAUUUCACCUGCUUGAUUAUUCAGCCCAAGAAUGUUAAUCCAGCAUUGUUGCUACUCUGUGUAAGGUUUUCUUACGAAUGUUUCAGAACCUCUCGGCUUAUUUGUUAAUGUACCGCAAGUAGUAUUCUUUUGUGGCAUUCAGUGGUGCUAAUCACAGACCCUCUUGACAAUGACAAAUCUUGGCUCAGAUGCCAAAAUAUGACUUGAAUUUAUCUGAUGAGACCACUCCUUCCUUUCUGUGUUGGGACAUCUGAAUGCUUUCUGGGCUCGUGCAUCAUAGUUUCAUGAUGCAUCCAGACUGAGAAACUAGGUGGGUAGCAAACCAACUUCAAGUAACAGUUGUGAACAGUUAAUGUGUUCCACUCUGAUAACUAUCAUCCCUCGGCUUAGUCAUAGCUAUGGUUAAUUCACCAACAGAAGAAUUAUUCAGAAGUGGUGGAGUGAAAAGGAAAGAGAAUGGUAGAGAUCCAGCUCAUAGGAUCACCCAAAGAAGUUAGAGGCAGAAUUCACCCUAGUGGACUAGUAAGCAACUGAACAUAUUAAGAUGAUUUACUAAAGGAAACUAUGUUAAAAACUGCUAAGUAGAAAGGCUGAAGGGUACCUCCUGGGCUACCAUUCUGUUGGCUAAGAAUACUGAAAACAGGAAAGGCUUAGUUUCCAUCUCAUAAAUUAUUCUGGUAUUCUAGCUGGGAAGGAGUGGAUUAGUAAAUUAGCAUGUUUUCUAAUUUCUCUCAGAGCUUAACUCAAUGAUGCUUCUUUGUCGGCUGAGCUGUGAUCUACUAUCUGUGUCUUUGCUCACCACCUUGAGUAGUGUCUGCCCUGCUUAACCCUUUGACUCCCUUGGUUCUACAUUAUAUUUGGUCCUUUCUUCUACAAGCUGUUUUUACAGCCUUAGUCCAUCUGUUUCCACUUGGUGAACGGGUCAACACAAUUAUUUUGAAGACUAUCUUCUUAAUUCCUUAAUAGCCUACUGAUAUUCAGGUUAUACAAAUGUUCUCCAACUUUAUACAGCCGUGAGAUGCUGAUCCACUAUUACAGAUGUUGGCACAGGACCUUUAUGUUUAUAUAGCAGACAUAUUACUCCAUUUGCAAUAGGUCUACAAGCUGGAGCAACAGUUACUAAUCUUUAACAAAAACAGUUUCAAAGAUCAUUACUUCAACUGUCUCUGUGCUCUAAUUGUACAUGAUAUGAGAAAAUUCAUGUUGCAUGUCCUGGAUUUCAUUUCCACAAUAUUUCUUUUUUUCUUCUUCUUCUUCUUUUUUUUUUGAGGUAGCUUUGGAAUUGCUGGUGCUUGAAAUAAUUAGUAUAGUAUUAAAUAAUUACUUUUAGGUAAAUGUAACACUGAGUAGAAGUUGGAUGAACUGACUUAUCUGCCAAUAUUAUGGUUUUCUUGAUUUUAUUUUUACUAGUCUUGCAUUUUGUAAUGCACUGCUGAAAGUAUCUUCAGAGCACUGAUUAUAUUUUGACUCUUAUUUUUUUUCUAAAAAGUAGUAAAACAACACGUCCACUUUGUGAGUUAUAUUCCACUGCCUCCUUACAAUAAGCUUUGUAACUCUCUCCAGGCACGUUUUUAAGAAGUGUAAGUUGUCGAGUGGAUUUAUAUUAAGCUUUGGUGACCAAAAUAGAAUUGAGGAGUUAGAAAGGAUCCAAAAGUUCGUGUAGAUCAACUUUCUUCAGUGACCAAAAACACUCAUUAAAUUAUCAGCAAGAGUUUGUUGUCCAUCUUCUUAAAAACCUCCAGGACUUUUAGGUCUUGACCAAAGGAAAAGGCAAUUUUCACAGAGAUGAUGAUGUUCAGAUUUAAAUAGACUUUGGAAGAAAUUUUUGAAUGCGUAAAACAGAAAUUGGGCUUACGAGUGGAGUCCCAGUUCUACAUAAGGACUAUAUUAAUCAAGCAAACACAGAAAAGGAUAUCAGUAAACCUGUCUCAACUUACAAUUUGGGGAACAAAAUUCUCAUAACCAUACUGUACUUUAAAAUUCCACUCCCCUUUUUUAAAAAAAGGAUCAACUCUUUAAAAGCUCAUGAAUAGCUGGACUGAUGCUAUCUUCUGCCCACAAUUAUAUUAAUUUUUCCCAAAUAUACAGGCAAUGUUGACUCUUGGUGGCCAACUCUUGGCAGGUUCCAUAUUUGGAAAGUAGAGAUAGUUCUUGACUCAUGACCGCAAUUGAGACUGGGCCUUCUGUUGCUAAGCAAUGCACACUCAACUUUAAGUCGUGUCCAAUUUUAUUGUCGCAAGCUGCUUGGGUAGAUGAUGAACAUGUGACCCCAGGACACUGAAACCAUCACAAAUACGUGUUGGUUGCCAAGCACCUUAUUGCAAUCGUGACCGCAGGAACACUGCAGCGUCGGAAGUGCCGGGACUGGUAAUAAAUUCCCCUUUUCAUUCAGCACCACUGUAACUUUGAACAGUGAUGAACUAAACAAACAGGUGUUGUGGUCAAACACCACUGCAUAUUACUAAGUCUGAAGAAUACAACAGUCUUCAACAUGAUCACAACCAGGGACCAGAAUUUCAGUUGCUAAGGCAGUUAAGUUGUCCCUGAUUUUAUGACUUUUAAGCAAAUCAUCGCAGUUGUUGAAUGAAUCCACUUUGUCCUGUGACUUGUCAGAAGACACCUGGAAAGGUAGAGAUCCCAUGAUCCUGGGAUGCUGCAACCAUCAUGAAUACCAGGCAGUCCUCGACUUACAACAGUUCAUUUAGUGACCGUUCAAAGUUAUAAUGGCACUGAAAAAAGCGACUUAUGACCGUUUU